UUUUUAAUUUAACAAUCUAUUGCAUAUAUAUAAAAUUUCAAUGAAAUCAUAAAUAAUUAAUCUUUUUGAUUUUUCCGUUUCAAAAAAAACUUAUAUUUUUAGAAAAAUAAUUUUCAUUAUUUAUGAUUAAAUUUUUUCAAAUCGGUUUAAAAUUAAUAGUAUUGUUAUUGUUCGAGAAUUAUUCACAAAAUAAUUAUUAAAUGUUAAUUAAAAUUAGUUUAAAUUUCAAUAAUCGCAAUAUUUAUAUAGUUCUUAGUAUUCAUUCUGUAUAAUAAUUUCUAUAGAAUUUAUAUGGAAAGUAUAUAAUUUCUUUGAUCGAUUAGUUCAUUUAUUUAUUCAUUGAUUUGUUUGACAAUUGGUUUCUAAAUUUAAAUAUUAAUGGAUUUGUUAAUUAAUUCAUCGAUACAUUCAUUAAUACAUUCGUUAAAAUAUAUUUGUCAAUUUAUUUCUCCAUAUUUAAUCUAUCCUCCAUGUUAAUCUAUUUGUCGAUUGGUUCAUCAUCGAUAUAUUCAAUCGAUUUAUUAAUCUAUUUAUCGAUGCAUCUAUUAUUCGUUGCAUAAAUUAUUCGUUGAUUAAUUUUUUAAUUUAUUUGUUAAUGUUAUUGCUUAGCUUAAUUAAAUUAAUUUAUACAAUAAUUCAUUUUUCUCUUAUUUACCAAUUUAUUUAUUAUUUAUCGAUCUAUUCAUCGAUAUAUUCGAUAACCUAUUCAUUGGUAUAUUAAUCGAUCAGUUCAUCGAUCUAUUCAUCAAUACGUUCUUUAAUCUAUCCAUCGAUUUAUUUUUCAAUAAUAUACUGAUUGAUCGUCUCGUUAAUUCAUAUAACGACACAUUCUUCGACCCAUUCGUAAAUCUAUUCGUUGCAUCGCGUCAGUAUCGAGGCCGCGAUGAGAAAGGCGCGCCUAGGCGCCUCGUGUCUCUCGUUAGAGUGCAGGACAAAGUCGAUCGAAGGUGGUGGUCGACGGCGAAGAACGCGCGCGGAGCAGGAGGGCAUCGAGGAACGCCACUGGCCACGUGACCCGUCACCAGAAUCCGCGGCGUCCGCCGAAAAUCUAAAUCCGUCCGAGCCGAGAAGAAGAGGUACCCGCCGUCGACCUCCGGGGACUCGAUGCCUGAGACCGCAAACGCGAUAGUCAAUAAUUGCCUUUAGGGUGUACCGGAUCGGCAGAAGAAACUGAACACGAUCAUCGUCCGCGUGUGCAUCACGACCGCGAUUCGUUCGUCGAACGCAGUCCGUUCUUCAAAAACUUCCUAGGGGAGGGUAAUCAACACACAUCGGAAGAAUGAUACGCGUCGACGAAACUGAUCCAGUGGGCGAAAUCGAACCAAGCUUUCCCUAUCGAGAUGUGACGGUACGCCGGGGCGUGGAAUUCAAGGAUCAUUACGACAUUGCAUCAGAGAUCGGAAGAGGAAAAUUUGGCACCGUUUAUCGAUGUAAGGAGAAAGUAAGCGGCUUGAUGCUCGCCGCUAAGGUGGUGAACACCGCAAAAAAGGAGGACAGACGAGCCGUGGAACGAGAAGUCGAAAUUAUGAGACGAUUGCAGCAUCCACGACUUAUUCAACUCUAUGAUGCCAUUGAUAACGGGCAACAAAUAUACGUAAUUUUAGAGCUGAUUGAAGGUGGCGAACUAUUUGAAAGGGUGAUUGACGAUGAUUUUGUGUUGACUGAGCGCAGUUGCGCUGUUUUCAUGAGACAGAUCUGCGAGGGCAUAGAAUUCAUUCAUCGACAAAAUAUUUUGCAUCUUGAUUUAAAGCCUGAAAAUAUAUUGUGUUUGACGAAAGAGGGUAACAGGAUCAAAAUCAUAGACUUUGGUCUCGCGAGGGAGUACGAUCCAAAGAAGAAGCUGCAAGUUCUAUUUGGCACGCCGGAGUUCGUUGCACCGGAAGUCGUAAAUUUCGAUCAGAUUGGAUAUGGUACCGACAUGUGGAGUAUAGGCGUCAUCUGUUACGUAUUAUUAUCCGGUUUAUCGCCAUUCAUGGGAGAUACAGACAUCGAGACAAUGGCAAACGUGACCAUCGCCAAGUACGACUUUGAUCACGAUGCAUUCGCAAACAUAUCGGAAGAUGCGAAAGAUUUUAUACGAUGUCUGCUGGUCAAAGACAAAGACAAACGUAUGAUGGCCAAGGAGUGCGGAGAUCAUCCCUGGUUGGCCAAGAAGUAUACGGUGUCGAGUGUACAGCAACAGAUGGAGAAAACGGCGACGAUACCGAAGCCCCAAGCGUCCAAACACCGAAUCCCUCGUGUGCAGACGAACAGCAUGGACGAGCUGGACAUGACCAAGGACAAUCUGAAGCUGUUCGUCGAGCGUUGGCGAGAGCAUCCCGACAGCCCGUAUCUGAUCGAUUUGCCACAAUGCAUCACGCUGCCUCAUCAGUACUCGACGCCUCGCGAUCACGAGGAAUUAGUGUCGUUAAGGGGUCACAGCCCUUCUCCUUGCGCCAGUAUCUCCAGCACCCUGUCAGAGAUGACGGACAACUCCCCUCAAGAGAGCUACGGCUCGUUCCUCACAGUGCCAACCUUCAAUUUCGGCUUCGAAAGGAGAGCCUCCGAGGGCGUUUCAACGGAGAAGUUGAGGAGCGAUCCUGCCAGUCAAAUCGUUCUGGCUGAAGAGAUAAUUAAAUUAUCCGAACGCCUCCGAUCCAUAGCGAUGGGGGCGUGCAUGAACGAGGUGGAGUCCCCAGCGGAGGACAAGGUUAAUAAGAUGGAGAAGGUUGAAGAUAAGGAUAAGAGGAACGGUGUCGGCUCGAGGAGCAACGGUUUGAUUGCUGGGGAGGGCGCGACCGAGUGCAACGAGAUUACGGAAAAAUUGUCGAGCAUAACGAGGCACAGGAAAUUGAACGGGACGACUUUCCAUAGUAAUCGUAAUUUUGAGAAAUACACGGAGACGAAUAGCGGAGGAAAUAUGUUCGCCUCGUUGAAGAAGAAGAAACAGAAGAAGGAAGAGGGAAGAAGCGAGGAGAGUGGAAAGGUUAGGGGAGAAUCUUUCGGGGAGCAAGUGGAAGAUUUGACGAACGAUAAGAACGAGAGAGUAUCCGGGAGAAAGGAAGGUGAGAUGGAUUUGACGCCACCGUGGCGGCGUCCACGAGUGAGACAAUUUGGCGAGACGAGUAGGGAUGUUCCACGAAUUUCUGGACUUCGUAAUUUGCAUAAGAGCCUGAAUCUCGACGAGCCCACUAGCACUAAGGAUUUGUUGCUCCAUUUGCUUGGUGAAUGGGAAGAGGUUUCCAUGAGGCCGUCGGGCGGCCGGAAGUCCGUGAGCGUCGAUUGGUGCGGCGAGGAAUCUGUAGCUAGGAAGACGAUGAAUUCUUUGGCCGAGUAUUUCCAGUCGAAGCAACAAAAAUCGACGACCGCCAAUGUUAAUUCGCCCACAUCGAGUUCGAUACAUCGUUGAAAUCAUCGAGUCAAAAUUUGUUAUGUCGGAUUUGUCAUUUUUUUUCUUUUCUUUUUCGACGACAAAGGAUGCGUUCGAUUAUUGUGAAAUUCUCAGGGCAGUGCGAGAAAUUGAGAAACGGAGAUGACGAUGAAACUUUGUAAUAUGUUAUUUUAACGCUUGUGGACGCGACCCUACUUCCGGUUUGAGUGGAGUGAACAGAGUUUGUAAUGAGUGUGCGUUGAUGUUUACUUGAAUUCAUUUAUGUCGAAUUUGGGUAAACACGUGAGUUCCUGAUUGUUCGUGUUAUAAAGUUUAUUAUGUUCGAUUUGAAAAAAAAAAAAAGAAAAGAUCGAUUAUUAAAAUUUUUCAAUAAUCAA
Molecule: messenger RNA, 3747 nt
Organism: Apis cerana (Asiatic honeybee)
Lineage: Eukaryota; Metazoa; Arthropoda; Insecta; Hymenoptera; Apidae
Biological process (GO): positive regulation of apoptotic process; intracellular signal transduction; protein phosphorylation
Cellular component (GO): nucleus
Molecular function (GO): ATP binding; protein serine/threonine kinase activity
Source: RefSeq, a predicted model, not a curated record